AUGGCUCGUCCGCUGCGGAAAAUCCAGCGCUACUUCCGGCGGAAACCGGUGCGUUUCUUCACCUUCAUUCUCCUAUACCUCAGCGCGGGCAGCCUGGUGUUCCUUCACUCCGGCUUCAGCGGAAACGCACGCGACAGCGGGGGCUCCGAGGCCUCACUGCAAGGGCAGGAGCAGGGCAUGAUGGGAAGGGUUUUUAGAGAGCCACGCAGACCUGCCCGUAGGUACGGCGCCCCCUGGAGGAAGCCCAGCAGUCAGCAGUCCCCUGAGUGGGCAGUCAGAGGACACUACACCACCAGCUGGACCAGAGGGCAUAAAAGUCACAGCAUCAAAGACAUGGAGGAGGGCCGAGCGAGAUACAUUGGCUGCUAUGUUGAUGACACACAGAAACGGGCUCUCAGAGGAGUUUCCUUCUUUGACUACAAAAAAAUGACUGUCUUCCGUUGCCAGGACAACUGUGCCGAAAGGGGUUACCUGUAUGCAGGCUUGGAGUUUGGUGCGGAGUGUUACUGUGGUCAUAAGAUCCAGGCCGUGAACGCGUCAGAGAGAGAGUGUGACAUGGAAUGCAAAGGGGAGAAGACCAACAUGUGUGGAGGAGCAAAUCGUCUGUCUGUGUACCGUCUGGAGCUCAGCCAGGAGUCUGCACGUCGGUAUGGAAGUGCCAUUUUUAAGGGUUGCUUCCACAGACCUGAUAAUGUGUCUCUGGCUCUGCCCGUCUCUGCUGCUCUUCACAACAUGUCAGUGGACAAGUGCGUGGACAUGUGUACUGAGAAGGAGUUUUCAUUGGCUGUGCUGGCGGGAGAUCAGUGUCACUGUGGAUUUCCCACAAUCCUCUUCCCUCUGCAUGAGCGGGAGGAUGAGGAGCUGUGUCGCCAGCGCUGCGCGGGCGAAGAAUUCGAGAGCUGCGGGAACGAGCAUUACUUUGUGGUCUACCAGACGCAAGUGCAAGAUAACCGGUGUAUGGAUAGGCAUUUCUUGCCAACGCGUUCGAGGCAGCUGGUGGCCUUGGCCAGUUUCCCAGGUGCAGGAAACACCUGGGCACGUCACCUCAUUGAGCUGGCCACAGGGUACUACACUGGCAGCUACUACUUUGACGGGUCGCUUUACAACAAGGGGUUUAAAGGGGAGCGGGAUCACUGGCGGAGUGGCAGAACUAUCUGCAUUAAGACUCAUGAAAGUGGCAAAAAGGAGAUUGAAGCUUUUGACUCCAGCAUCCUGAUGAUCCGUAACCCAUACAAAGCACUGAUGGCGGAGUUUAACCGCAAAUAUGGAGGACACAUCGGCUUCGCCUCUCAGACUCACUGGAGAGGGAGAGAAUGGCCAGAGUUUGUGAAAAACUAUGCUCCCUGGUGGGCGUCACACACGUUGGACUGGCUGCGGUUUGGAAGGAGGGUCCACGUGGUCCACUUCGAGCAUCUGAAGAGGGACCUGUUUGGUCAGCUGAAGAGCAUGGUUCUGUUUCUGGGCCUGGAGGUGUCGGAGGACCGGCUGCUGUGCGUGGAGGGUCAGAAGGACGGCAAUUUCAAACGUUCCGGACUCCGUAAGCUGGAAUAUGACCCUUACACUGUGGAAAUGCGUUCCACCAUCGAUUCCCUCAUCAGGACAGUGGACGCGGCCCUGAGGAAGAGAAAUCUCUCUGGCGUGCCUGAGGACUACUGGCCCAGAUGA
Molecule: messenger RNA, 1665 nt
Organism: Chanos chanos (milkfish)
Lineage: Eukaryota; Metazoa; Chordata; Actinopteri; Gonorynchiformes; Chanidae
Gene: wscd2
Product: WSC domain containing 2
Exons: 8
Coding region: 1-1665 (554 amino acids)
Source: RefSeq, a predicted model, not a curated record